AUGCCAACUGUCAGAAGUGGGCUGCGGCGCGAGACACAUUGAAGUUUGGUCUAACAGAUGAGUUAAGGUAAGUCAGCAGGAAAAAGCCCACGUGUCGGUCAGAUUAGAAUCGGGCCGACACACAGAGGAGAGGAGAGGCGGAUCCGCCCGCGAACACUGUCCGUCUCAUUGAUUUGAAGGCGGAUGAGUGCUGACACAUCCACGCAGUCAGCGAAGGCACGCGGCUCAGCCACGGCGCAGCUCGAGGCCAGCUGAGGAGCGGCCAAAGUGAUGCGUUUGUGGGACAGGGGGCUUCACUGGAAACUUCUGGAGAAAGCGCAAACGGAGCAGGACCGGCUGAAGCAGCGAGGGGGCUGAAGUCAGGGACCGUCUUUGGAUAGUAAUAUGUCCCUUCUCAAACAGCGGGGGAGAGAGCUCGAGCGUUUCGACGGACUGUCGCUUAUUUACUGGACACUCAUGGGUCCAUACGGAGUAGACCGAGCUGUUCAUUCCAUGGAGUUCACUGACUGUGAGAAUGGUCUGGGAAUUAAAGUGAUUGGUGGAGUGAAGGAGGUAACAGGAGAGGAGUUUGGAGUCUAUGUCAAACGUAUUUUACCAGGUGGCCUUGCUUCAAGUGACGGGAACCUGUUGCCAGGGGACCAGAUUUUGGAGGUGAAUGGGGACAGUCUAGUCGGAGUCACAAGUGAGAGAGCUGUGGACAUCUUAAGAGCAGCCUCAGCAACCAAUCACAUGCGCCUUCUCAUAGCCAGAGAUGAAGAAGCAAAGAGAGAAUUUGCUGAGCUACUGGAGAAAUAUGGAUCCAAUGGUAGUACAGGAUCAACACGCAACUCUCCCAUUCAGCAAGGAGGGCGCUACUUGGAUAGCACGUCAUCUGGUUCCUCGUCUCGUUCCCAGAGUCCUUUGUUGUUGAGUCCUGCAGGUUCCCAGAACAUGUACAACAACAGUGGGCCAAUGCUGCGCUCUCUCAGUCACCCAGGUGAAGGGGUUAUUCAGCUCAUUUCAGUGGCAAGAUCCAGCAGUCUGGGCAUCACAAUCGGAGGAGGCUCCAACAGGCCUGAUGGUCCUGCAGUCUUUAUCCAGGAGGUUCUGUCUGGAGGUGACUGUCACCGGGAUGGACGUCUGCGGCCCGGGGAUCAGCUCAUCGCCAUUAACAAGGAAUCCUUAAUAGGUGUGACCCAUGAAGAGGCCAAAGGCAUGCUGAACAAAGUUAAGUUCAGUCAGGACGGUACAGUGGAGAUAGCCUUCAUCCCCGGCAAAGGGCUUUUCCCCAGCAGCACAUCUCUGCACAACGGGGUCCAGAAGGCAGCGGGCAACAGCUACAACUCUGGACGCUUAAAAGUCCAUAUCAGAUCACCUGAGAUCUGUGCAGAGGAGCCAGCCCCAGUGUCCUCCCCUUCUCCUGACAUCUGCCCACCUGAUAUUCAUAUUUCAGGUUCAACCAGCCAGAGGUCGCCAACAGGGACCAAACCUAAGAUAACCCUGGACCCCUACAUACGCCUCAAAUCAGACAAGUUAGACUUGGCGCUAUCCUUCCUUGGGCUAGAUGUCACAGAAGAGAUGAAGAAGAAGUUGAGGCAGAGUCUGACCACAGACCCACAAGGCACCGUGGCCUAUGGAGACUUCGUGGAGGCCACCCGAACUAUCUUCCAGGAGAACCUGGAGGAGCUGGGUAUGGGGUCAGGUCCCUUCAUGUUCUCCUACCAUGAGGCAGCCAGUCUGAUGGACACGUCAGCCUUCCACUCCCCUACAUAUGAAUCUGAAUGCAGCUACAGCAGUGAAGACAUGGAACAAUUUCAGACAGAGGUGAAGCAACUGCAGACCCAGAUGAAGCAGCUCAAGGUGAUGCUGAAGGACAUGGAACACAGCAAGAAAAACCUUGAGGAGGAGCUGCAGAAGACCUCAGAGAAAGCCUGCCUGACUGUUGAGGAGAACACCCGUUUGAAGAGUCGUCUGCAGGCAGCUGAGGCCGAGGUGGGCCAGCGGCAGGCCAGCAGCGCUGAGCAGGACUAUGAGGAGGUCAUCCAGCUGCUGGAGGCUGAGAUCAGAGACCUGAAGAACCAGCUUACCAGCAAAAGACAGGCACGGGGAGUGGAAGCCACCAAGGAGGACGUUGUGGAACUGAAUAAGAGGCUGACAGCCGUCGACUGCCAGCUGAGGAAGUCUGAGCUGAGCAGGAAACACCUGGAAGUCUCCAACAAGAAGCUGCUCAGCUUUGCACAGAACGUCCACAAAGUACUGACCACGCCCAAGCUGUUUGGAGCAGACACCGGGAGUAACAGGUCGUCUCCUGUCACUGAGAGCCCUGACACCCCGUCACCCCUCCCUGACCCUGCCAUCCAACUGGCCGUGGAGGCCAAAGAGCUGGUGGAGGGAGUCUGCAGCAUCACUACUGACGACAAAGUGAAUCCAUCAGAGGCAGCAUCUGCCUCAGACGUCAGCGCUUACCACAUGUGAUCCACUCAGGACUGUGGGGGGGGGGGGGGGGGGGGGGGGGGCUGAAGUGGCCCAACGAGCAGCUGAACCCAGAACAGUCAACACAGGACAGGACACCAUCCGAUCCAGUGUCUCCAAAUACUCACACCGCUUCAGUCAAAUCCAAAAUCAUCUCAUGACCAAUUUCUAAUCCAGGAGCAUCUGUUGCCGUGGGUGACAUCAUUCAGUCACACACACUGACCACAAAGCGACGUUUUAAUGCCAAAGCUGUGCGCACACAUCAGAUUACCGUCUUCCUUUUGAGUGGGUUCAGUAGUGGACUCAGCCGUGACCUGAGAACUCCCACCAGUGGACAUGACUAUUUCUUUAUUUCUUUACUGAAGGAUCCCCAUUAGUCUCUCCCAAAGUGGAGACUGUUCUUCCUGGGGUCCGAUAGAAGUGCUCUGCCAAAUUAACUGUCUGCUGGAUUCAUCUGUUGGUGGCGUUACAGCAGGUGGAAUUAUCAGAGGAGCUGCAUGACACACAGAUGCUGAUGUAAACCUUGUUAAUAUUCAUUCUUGACUUUUUACCCCCCUUUCUUUUUCCACCCCCACACUCGUGCAUAGAUAAACUCCAAGGUUUGCAUGUUAAGGAGGACUUGCUGCCAUCUGUCAUCAUCUCACAACUUUGCUCUUUACUCAGAGGUUUAGCAACUGAACCAACACCACCUUCGACUGUCUUUACAACUUUGUCUGCCCUUGUGCCCUUAUUCACCCACUCACUCAUGUAUUCAAUCAUCCAAAGGCCUGGAAUGACAGUUGGAUUUUGUCGUCAUCACUGCAUGGUUCAUGUCAUUUGUGUCUCCUGCCUCUGGGAGCAGCUUUCUUUCAUGUUGUUCAUUUGGGAACUCCUCCUGUGUAAACUUGUGUUUGGUAGAUCACAGAGGCUUUUGUUUAUACUGGACAAAUGUUGUGAAAAAUACUGACAUGUCCUGAAAUUCAACCAGAUUGCAUUUCGGUGUGGCCUCAUAUUCUUUCUGUUACUGUUUUAUAUAAAGAAUUAACUGAUGA
Molecule: messenger RNA, 3482 nt
Organism: Sphaeramia orbicularis (orbiculate cardinalfish)
Lineage: Eukaryota; Metazoa; Chordata; Actinopteri; Kurtiformes; Apogonidae
Product: syntaxin-binding protein 4
Exons: 21
Coding region: 385-2454 (689 amino acids)
Molecular function (GO): protein binding
Source: RefSeq, a predicted model, not a curated record